Molecule: messenger RNA, 4476 nt
Organism: Silurus meridionalis
Lineage: Eukaryota; Metazoa; Chordata; Actinopteri; Siluriformes; Siluridae
Product: carnitine O-palmitoyltransferase 1, liver isoform
Exons: 19
Coding region: 151-2505 (784 amino acids)
Biological process (GO): carnitine metabolic process; fatty acid metabolic process
Cellular component (GO): mitochondrion
Molecular function (GO): carnitine O-palmitoyltransferase activity
Source: RefSeq, a predicted model, not a curated record
CGAAGGGACGAACGAGCCGCGCGAGCUGGGGGCGCUCAUUCGUCGCCGAGGUGCGGUCUGGUGCGCGUGCGCCCGCGCGGAAGAGGAAAAAAAUAAAAAAAAAAGAAUAAAUUUUUGUCUCUUUAAUAUUCGGCGGAGAAACAAUCAGUGAUGGCCGAGGCACAUCAGGCAGUAGCGUUCCAGUUCACCAUAACCGCAGAGGGUAUUGACCUGCAGCUCUCUCACGAGGCACUGAGGCAGGUCUACCUCUCCGGCCUUCGCUCCUGGAAGAAACGUGUUGUGCGUCUGAAGAAUAACGUGAUCACGGGUGUGUAUCCCGCCAGUCCGUCCUCAUGGCUCUUUGUGGUUAUAGCCAUCCUGGCCACCAUGUACACGCGAUCGGACCCGUCCAUGGGCCUCAUCGCGAAGAUCCAGGAGCACCUCCCUGCCAGCGGCUCGAUGAGCCUGCAGUGUCAGACGGUUGUCUCGGCUGUGGUGUUCAGCACUCUGCUCUGGCUCUCCCUCAUCUUCACCAUGAAGCUGUGCCUGAAGCAGCUGCUCUCGUACCACCGUUGGAUGUUCGAGCAGCACGGCAAAGUGUCCACCACCACCAAGAUCUGGGUGAUGCUGGUGCGGAUCUUCUCUGGCCGUCAGCCGCUGCUGUAUAGCUACCAAGGUUCUCUGCCUAAUCUACCAGUGCCUGCUGUGAAGGACACUGUCAAAAGGUACAUGGAGUCCGUACGUCCUCUGAUGACCGACCCGGAGUUCGAGAGAAUGACGGCUCUAGCCAGAGAAUUUGAACUCAGUCUCGGGAGCCGCCUCCAGUGGUACCUCAAGCUCAAGGCCAUGUGGGCCUCCAACUACGUGAGUGACUGGUGGGAGGAGUACAUCUACCUGAGAGGCCGUGGCCCCAUCAUGGUGAACAGCAAUUAUUAUGGCAUGGACUAUAUGUUCGUGACCCCGACUCCGAUCCAGGCAGCCCGAGCGGGGAACACGCUACACGCUCUCCUCCUGUACCGCAGGAAACUCAACAAAGAGGAAAUCAAACCCAGUCGCAUCCCUGGCACUUUCAUUCCUCUGUGUGCAGCUCAGUGUGAGAGGAUUUUCAACACCACACGAACCCCAGGAGUUGAGACGGACACCGUGGUGCACUGGAACGACAGCGAGCACGUGGCCGUGUACCACAGGGGGCGCUAUUUCCGUCUGUGGCUCUACCAGGCAGGCAGGAUGUUGACGCCACGCGAGAUCGAGCAGCAGAUCCAGCGUAUCCUGGACGACAAGUCCGCCCCAGCGCCGGGCGAGGAGAAGCUGGCGGCGUUGACUGCAGGGGACAGAAUUCCAUGGGCUCAAGCCAGGAAGGAGUUCUUCAGCUCUGGCAAGAACAAGAGAUCUCUGGACUGUAUCGAGAAAGCCGCGUUCUUCGUCACUCUAGAAGACGAGGAGCAAGGCAUGAUGGGAGACGACCCGGGCGCCAGUAUGGAUCGCUACGCCAAGUCUCUCCUUCACGGAAAAUGUUACGACAGGUGGUUCGAUAAGUCCUUCACUGUGGUGCUCUACAAGAACGGGAAGAACGGCCUGAACGCGGAGCACUCCUGGGCCGACGCCCCCAUCGUCUCGCACAUGUGGGAGUACGUCUUGACUAUGGACAGCUUCCAACUGGGCUACAAUCAAGAAGGACACUGCAAAGGGGAUGGAAAUCUGUCUCUGCUCUACCCUCAGAGACUGUCCUGGGACAUUCCCUCGCAGUGUCAGGAGGACAUCGCCCGCUCUCUCUCGGUAGCGCAGGUCCUGGCCGACGACGUCGACUUCCACGUUUUCGCCUACCGCGAUUUCGGCAAAGGCAGCAUCAAGAAGGUCCGCAUGAGUCCCGACGCGUUCAUCCAGCUAGCGCUGCAGCUAGCCUACUACAGGGACCGGGGGAUGUUCUGUCUGACGUACGAGGCGUCCAUGACACGUCUGUUCCGCGAGGGACGGACCGAAACGGUGCGCUCGUGUUCCAGCGAGAGCUGCGCCUUCGUCAAAGCGUUCCACAACGGAGAGUCGGCGGACGCGUGCCGGCGUUUGUUGCGCACUGCGGCGGAGAAGCACCAGAUGCUCUACCGGCUGGCCAUGACGGGGGAGGGUAUCGACCGCCACCUCUUCUGCCUCUACGUCGUCUCCAAGUACCUGGGGGUCGAGUCGCCUUUCCUCAAAGAGGUGUUGUCCGAGCCGUGGCGUCUCUCCACCAGUCAGACUCCCUUCCAGCAGGUGGAGCUGUUCGACCUCGUGAAUCACCCCGACUACAUCACAUGCGGAGGAGGGUUUGGACCUGUGGCUGACGACGGAUACGGCGUCUCCUACAGCAUAAUCGGAGAGAAGAUCAUCAGCUUCCACGUCUCCAGCAAGCGCUCGUGUCCUCAGACCGACUGCCAUAAGUUCGGCGCGGCGAUCCGGAAGGCGCUGCUGGAUCUGCUGCAGCUGAUGAUGGACGAGAAGAAGGAAGCUCCUGCCAGCGAGCAGAACCACGCGGCGAAGAAAUCGCUGUGAAGUGCCAGAGUUCGGUGCAGGAAGAUUGUGUUUUUGUUUGUUUGUUUGUUUGUGUGUUGUAGAACGACACAAGGGAAUAGAGGCAGACUUGAAUCCCAGGUGAUUUAGAAGGUGAAGAUGGAGAAGAUCAGACAGUCUGGUCCUGUCUAGAAGGUUUUAGGAGAUGAGGAGGAUAGGGAUUAUCGUAGGGGGUCAAAUCCGGUUCACACAUCUGGAUCUUUCAAUUGGAGCAUAAAAAGAAAAAACUAAAGGUUUGGAGAUCACACACACACACACACACACACACACACACACACACACACACACACACACACACAUGAAUAGCUAGCUAUUAGCCUGCAUGCGUAUAUACCGUUUGAGAACUAGUUUAGGAUUAGAUCGUGUAUCAUGCUUGAUUUUCGUUACAUUCGUUUCAACAAACAAACAAACAAACAAAUAUAUUUAAAACAACAAACAAACCCAAACCUUCAGUGUAAUCAGACCGUUUAUACGGCGCUGUGGGUCACAUGACCAAGACAAGAACGUACCCAGAAAAAGGAACCAAGGGAGAAAUGUGUUUUUGUUUGUUUGUUUGUUUGUUUGUUUUUUCAGGUCAUGGACAAUCCAAACCUCGCUCUUACACACUGGAAUGUAUAACUGUACAUGUGUUUGAAUAGGAACUGAUUUUAUAUCUCCUUCUUUUUUUUUUUUUUAUACAUUAUAUCAGCAAAAGUUUGUCCCAAGUACCGCAUGUGCUUUUCCACAUUCAAUCCUUCCAGAUUUCCGUGUUCAUCAGCCGCAAGGGCGUCGGUAAAGUAUUGGGUACUGGAGACCCCGGGGGGGUGCAGUCAGCGUUCCCGUUCAUCCUAAAGUUGUUCAGUAGGAGUUUAGAGCUCCACAGCAGAAGAUCUUUGUGCAUUACCAGAUUUGUGGUCACAUUUGGGUCAAUACUUUUAUGUCCGGAUGUAGUGCGUGUACACCGUACGGCUGAAAGGUUCUGGACGCAAAUCACGAUCCACCACACUAGAUUCCGCAGCAGGAGAUCCUCCGACCCCACGUCCAAAAGCGUCACGAAGCCGGCUUCGCGCGCUAAUCUCACAGGUGUCCGAAUGCUUUUGGCCGUACAGUGUACGCAUAUAAAUGUGUGUGUACAUGUAUAUUAAGGAUCGAUGUUAUUGCAACGUUUUUUUUUUUCUUUUCGGCGAAAGUCGGACCUCGCAUUCGGAUCUGGUGGAACUCAUCGCUCCGGACCCUCCGUUACUUGAAACGCUGUUGUUUUUGUUUUGACCCGCACUUGAAACCUUAACAGUAUGAGACGACACGAUUCAAUUCUACUCGAGCGUUUUUUUGUUGUUGUUGUUUUUCCGGACAGUAAAAACGCAUGACGGUCAGUAACACGCGACGUCACGAUCGCACCCGAGGAGGCCGCGGAGCCGUGGUCUCGGUGACGGUGCCGUCGUGUUUUUUUUUUUUUUAAGCGUAAAUGAAGAUUUUCUAAGAAGGAGAGAAGAAUGAAGGUCGAGAAGUUUUUAAAAAAAAAAGUUCAGCACUUUUGAUUGCCGUUGAGACCGUUUUUGUUUUUGCUUCACAUAGGAAUAGUUUUCUUUUAGUAUUAUUACUAUUAUUAUUAUUAUUAUUAUUACACUAAAGGUUUUUCCACUAUUUCCUUUUACUCUCGUCUUAUAAACUGAAUAACCACUUGUUGUUGUUGUUGUUGUUGUUGUUGUUUACUCAUUGAUGUCAUGAUUAAACCAGUAUAGACGUUGUAAUGUAUUUAGCUCACACUAUAAACAGCACUUGAUUAUAUCCUUCUUAGGCCAGUAGGGGGCAUGUUUUUCCUGUCUUCUGUGCGGUAUGGAGUUAGUCUUUUCUUUCUUUCCUCACUCUAGCAGGUUGUAUUUUAUACGUCCUCUGUGAACCCAAAAUUGUGAACUCAUGAUAUCUUUUUUUUUUUUUUUUUUUUAAAUAAAAAGAGAUUGAAGCACACACACA